CUAGAGGUGAUAUAUAAACAAGAAAAUACAUUUAGAAAAUCAGAACGCCCUGCUGUGGUAUUUCGAUGCCCUGAACAAAUACGAACUCUAUCAGAUUCGUUUGUAGUAGGUGUAUGUUCACGCAAGAAGAUGAGACCAGCCGUCACGUUUCUGACAGUGCUUCUCAUUUCGUGUCUCUUUAUGUUCUCUAACGGUACUCCUCUUCCUGGAGGAGCGAACGUGUGCAGUCGUAAAGUUUCUAUACAAGAAACGCGCAAAGUUUCAUAUGCUCAGUCGACAUGCAGAAGUGGUACAACAAAAUGUGGAACGUGGGGUUGGAAUCGAUGCAAAAAGUACUGGAAGAGUUACUCUCGAAUGUAUCGCACCGAAGCAUACACAGUGUAUUCUACAAACUACUAUUGCUGCUCGGGUUGGGCGGAAAACAAUGUGAAUCAUUGUACAAUACCUAUCUGUAAUGUGGAUUGUGGCAUUGGAGGGAUAUGCGUCCAACCUAAUAUAUGUAGUUGUAACCCAGGCUUUAUUGGACUAACGUGUGAAGAUAAGAACGAAUGUUUGGAGAACUAUGGGGGAUGUGAUCGAGUUACUGAACGUUGUGUCAACACUGACGGUAGUUUCUAUUGCGAAUGUUUCACAGGGUACGCUAGGAACAGCGGCAGCGGGACUUGUCAACCUGUUUGCACUCCACCUUGCGUCAAUGGCAUAUGUCUUGCGCCUGAUUUCUGCUCCUGUUUCGAAGAAUACACUGAGGAUGACUGCCGUGACCUUGAUGAAUGUUUCAAUGAUAAUGGUGGAUGUCAACAGUUGUGUGAGAAUUAUCCUGGAGGGUUUAGAUGUGAAUGCUUCGAUGGUUAUUCAUUAUCACAACUUACAAAUUGUGUUCCUGUCUGUGAACCACAUUGUCAAAACAAUGGACAAUGCGUUGGACCAAAUACGUGUGACUGCCCGGACACCUACUCUGGGAAAAGCUGCGAAGAAGAUAUUGAUGAAUGCACUGAGAACAACGAUAAUUGUGACCAAAUAUGUGAGAACUUACCGGGAAGUUUUACAUGCUCCUGCCAAGACGGAUUCCUGGGAACAAGUAACUGCAGCGAUAUCAAUGAAUGUGAUUUUGCCAACUGUGAUACAUGCCUUAACACAAUCGGAAGUUUCGUUUGCACCUGCAAUUCGGGAUACGAGGUUGUAAAUUCCUACCACUGUGAAGAUGUAAAUGAAUGUCUUACUGAAUCGUCCGGAUGCGCCCAAGAGUGCACCAAUACCGCUGGUAGCUACUUGUGCAGCUGUUCGCGUGGCUGGACUCUGAAUUAUGACCAAAGGACAUGCUCAGCAAACCCCUGUGUAGACAUUGGGGUCCCUUUCAAUAGCACAAGGAACUGCACCGGUUUCACUACUGGAGAGUCCUGCACAUUUACGUGUGGACGGUAUCAUCAUUUGACUGGAUCUUCGAAGCGCACUUGCCUCCCAUCUGGUGAAUGGAGUGGAACAUCUACACGGUGUGAAGAAAUCCUUUGUCCUGAAUUGGAUUCACCAGUGAAUGGAUACAUUCUUUAUCCCUGUGAUAAUUCCAUUUCGAACGUUUGUGGAUUUGGCUGUGAUAAUGGUUACAAAUUGACAAGUGAACUCCGAUUAGUUUGCAUGGAAUCAGGGAAUUGGAAUGCCAGUGCCCCUCAGUGCAGGGAAAUCCAAGCGUGUGUACCCUCACCGUGUGUAAAUGGUAUAUGCCAUGCUUCUCCGUCGGAGCUCAGUGGUUUUUACUGCGAUUGUUCAGGAACUGGUUACACAGGUACCAGGUGCUCGGAGGGUUUCAUCAAGACACCUACGUGGCCAAGGAUUAUUUUAAAUAAUACAUACAAUAACCUUAGGUUUUUUGCACAACCAAAAACAAAACUUGAACUGAAGAUUUUAACUGAUGCGACUCGUCUGUCAAUUGAGCCUUCCCGCCUUAUAUUCACGAAUUCUUCGACGAUGAAUACGGUUUCCGUACGUGGCAUUUCUCAAGGUUUCACAACUAUAUAUUAUGUCUUGUCGGGAGAAGACGCUGAAUCAUUCACAACACCAGAAUAUGAAGAGGUUUAUAUUUAUAAACAAUACACCCAGAAGAAUGGACACUUUUCACCAGGUUAUCAAAUACCAGGUGGUUGUUUUGAAGUUAAAGAUCAGUCAAUAUGCGGAGAAAAGGGUCUACAAGCUAAACUGGUAUCUACAGAGAAAUGGAGCUACCGGGACACACAGUUGAAAACAACUGGAGUAGUAUCGCUGAAUACAUCUACCCUUCAAAUACCGAUUUAUUUCGAAGGUUAUUCAUAUAAUUAUUAUGUUAUUCCAGAACCAUGUGAUAUCUGCAAGAGCAUGGGUCUAACUGAUGACGAUAUACAAUGGUUUGUGGAUAAACAUUCGAUGUAUCGCACUUAUAUAAAUCAACUUGAACAUAUUUUACCAGACUGGAUUACAUUCAUAUCUAUCGAAAUUGAUCCAGAGCAGUCGAAAUCAGCAUUUUCCGGUUCAGUCCUAAGCGGUGAUAAGACAAAAGAAAACAAGUGGUGUGCGAAGGCUCCUGUUAUGUCUGAAGGUCAGUACUUCGUGUAUUUGCUACAAAAGGCAGAGAUACUCAUCGGAGGAAGGAUCCUUGGUUUGCCCCUAACUCUGUCGAAAGGGAAGUACUGUUUGGCUAUAGGUGUUUGCGAUGAUACGCUUGGAAGUGUUAUUAUCACAUUUCCACACGGUUCCAGAGAUAUCUUGAACUACAUCCAGGGGGUAGGCCAUACACCCAACUUAAGCAUCAACGUUACUGGAUUAGCCUUCUCAACUACGAAUACAUUAAACUCCCACGUUGGGCAAGGAGCUACUGGGAAUCAACUUAAUCUAUGGUCUAAUCUCCAAUAUUCGUACAUCAUUAACCAAUCAGUGAACGCAGAAAUUGAGGGAGAAGGUGAUAUCAACGUAUGGUUGGAGAACACAUCAGUGUUAUUCAGCGAGUUAUUCAUACAACCAUGGUUACUACAGCAGUUAGGCGUGGCGAAAUUGAAACUUUAUUGGAAGGUAUAUGGAGAAGAUAUUUUGCUUGAAUUUACGUCGACACCAACAAAUGCUCCCAUAGCUACAGCAAAAUUUGGUGCAGACUUUUCUGGAGGCUCCUGUUGCUGUGAUGUUGAAAGGAAUGGUAUACUUAUUGAAUCAACAAUGCAACUUGGUGUAUUUGACUCCACCCCAUUCUGGAGGCUACUUCAACCAGAGGCUGCAAAUUCUCCAAUCCAAGUACUGCUACAAUACGAUUUAACACCUCAACUUAUAAUUCCCUACGAUGUCUUGAGUGUGACGUCAGUUGUUGAUAAGUUUGAGAACACAUCUGCACAAUUAGCCGAGCUUGCUGAAGAACUGACAUCGGUAGGCCUAAUAAACGACAUGGCUAUCACAAUCAGUUUUAGAGCAAAGCUGUUUCAAAAUUUGGUAUUUGCUUAUCAUAGUGCCACAAUGGAAGAUGAUGUAACAGUAAUCGCAGGUGUGUUGUCAAAUAUAACAGCUAAUUGCAAAUUUACUUUGAAUGAUUUAUGGGCUGUGAAAGAUGAACUCAGUUAUAGAGAGCAGAACCAUCAGUUUUGGUUUCCAUCCUACUUGAAAGAGAAUAUCGAUGAUGCUAUAGCGUCAUUAGAGUUCAACAGAAAUGCCUUAUUCAUUCAGAUACAAUCAACGUUCGUCAAUGAAACUAUCAGUGGUACUGGUUUCCUCAUCACAUGCAAAGUGUGUUUUUCGGAAAGUUUAUGCAUGCCUGCAUUGGAAAUAAAUGUUUUUGAUUCCGUAUCGAAGAGAAAUUGUGGCGACACUGCUUAUUCCUUUCCUAUUGAUAAUUAUAGAGACCCAAUCUGGAUUACAGGAGAGUAUACAAAUAGACUAACACUGAACAGUUUUAUUACAAUCCCUGAUAAUUCCCAAUUUGUCGUUGCAAUGAGCUCUACUGAAGAACGUUUUUUGGGGAAAGUAGGUGUGAGUGUGAAUCUGCUCGGCAUUAACGAAGUUACAGCUAUGUGUAUAGAAAAAGAGGGUAUUUACUUUGGCUUGUCGGGUAGACUUUGGGGGUUCUACGAUUGUAAAAUAAAUAUCACUUCAGAUUUUACCUCAUGGGAUUCAAUGAUACUAAACGCGGAAGGAGAUGUAGAUGUAGAGAAAGAAAAUUCAUUAGGAGCUAUUUUAAAACAUAAAACCAUUACUACAGCAGAAAGAAGUCUGCACAUGGCGGAGCAAAGAAUAGCACAGGGAAUUGCGUCUGUAGAAAUGGCACAAAACAAGCUACAUAAUGCUACGAAAGAGAAACAAAAGAUUGAAGCCACAAUGAUUCAGUCUCAAUUAAAGUAUGAAAUGUGUGUACGUGAUUUAGAGGCAGCAAAUGAUGAGGUAGAGCAGGCACAAGCUUCAUUUGAAGACGUAGGUGAUGACAUACUUGAACUACAAGACCAAUUGGAUUCAGUAUGUGCGAUUGUACCGUGUCCUGGUAUAUGUAUUCCAACGACAGAAGUCAUACAAACAACCGAGGACGUUUAUUCUUUUGUUCCCUACACGUGUUGCAGUAAUAGAAUUGAAGACACUGUUGUUUAUGAAAGAACCAGCUGUUGUUACAGUUGUGAGGAUUGCACUCCAGUCAAAAAAAAAGGAAUCAAAGUUUUUAGAGUUAUCCGUGGUUCUUUAGCGAUAGCUAGGGGACGAGUGAUAAAAGGGUCUUAUUUAGUUGCAACUUCAGUAAGCAGUAAAACACGUAUGGCAUGUAUGAAGUCUGAAUGUUGUUACGAAUGUUAUAAUCCAGUAAUUAUUGAAGUUACAUUCAGAACUUGUAGUACGUGCACUAAAAAGACGAUGAUCGGUCAAAUAACAAAGCCAACGGUAGUGGAAAACACGUGUGGCUACCAGAUACCUGAUUCCAAUUGUAUAAGAAGCAACGAGUAUUGUCGAGAAGUAAGGAACAAAUUAUACAAACAGUCAGAAGCAUCGGCACCUGGCUUGGCGUCUCCAAUAGCAGAGCUUGAAAAUGCUAGAGUGAAUGCAGCAAUAAAAGAGUCGAGUUUGAAUGAAGCUCGGAUCGAACUUGAAGAUGCGAAUAGUCAGUUGGAAGCAGUGAAUGAAAGGGUGUAUGUGCUGCAAGAAAAUCUAAAUAAUUCAAAGACUGGCCUUGAAGAAGUAAAACAAGAUGUACAAUCUGACCUUCAUAUUAAGCAAUUUGAGGUUAAUGGAUCAUUAAGUACCAGUUUUGUUAUUAACAAAAUCGGAUUUAAUAUCGAUUUGACGGUACCGGAUAUAAAGACAAUUCCCAUGGAUGUCAGUUACACUUUGUUACAUGUUCCCAGCAUUAUUCGGAUUUUUAUUGAUUUUAACAAUUUCAACUACACUAUCGAUAGUGCCGCGGUGUUUUUAGCUAACGAAAUAUUCCGUGACAUUAGUAAUCCAUUAAGGAAGAAACGAGAGGUUUACCUUGGUGAUUCAGGUUAUUUUCGUCAUCUUCAAAAACGAGGCACUUUGCCCAUUAUCAGUCAACCACCGAUCGAUAUUGUUAAUUAUGAUUUUAUCAACAAGACAGACAAGGUUAAUGUAACUGAUAAUGUACAUCGUGACCAGAAAGCUGUUUAUACUGAAGAACUAUGCCACAUGUUUACUGAAUUUGUGCAGUACAUCGAAUAUUCCUUCCAUACGUUGUUGAAUAUUGCAAACUCGUCAUUUCACGGACACUUUCAACAUUCUGAAACUGUCCUUGAUGAAUAUGCAUACAACUUGUCUAAGUCGCCUCCAAUAAUUAGUGCCAACGAAAGUGCUGCGAUCAUUUUUUUUAACUUAACAAGAGAAGAGCUAGAGGAAACAGAUGGUAUACCAUCUGACGAGUUUGAAUCCAAUGCAUUGUCGAGAGUCAUUAAGGCGGAAAAAAGAAAGAUUGACAGUACGAGGUCUUUGUUUGAAACUGACGAUAUUUUUCCAAGAUGGGAGGCCACAAUGAACAGAUACAUUACCAAUGACAGUCUAAUGUUUGAAUGUAACAUAUUUACCGAUUGUUUAAUCACAGAUAUAGAACAUCUAGAUAAUAUGCUGGAGGGUCUACAGGGUUACACUGAAUUUUGUACUAUGAGAACAUUCAUUCAAUCACUCUUAAACAAAGGGGAACUGAGUGUGGAGGAAGCUGAAUAUAGUGCAUUGUUUGUUCUCAAUCAUACAGACUUGCUGACUGAGUUUAAUGACAUAUGUCUGGAAAGUCCUGUCAUUACAAAGCACCCAGUGUCAGAACUUAGUACUGUAGUAGGAAAUGAUAUAGAGAUAACGUGUCAUGCAACUGGAGAUCCUACACCAACGCUCAGUUGGAGAUUUAAUGGCCGAAUUUUAGACAAUAAAAAUUCAAACACUCUGCACAUUCAAGAAGUUUCAAAGUCUGAUUCCGGAGUUUACGUGUGCCAUGCCAGUAAUGAAGUCACGUCUGUGCAGUCACUAGAAUGUAAACUCACUGUAGAAUAUCCACCAGUUAUAACUCGACAUCCAGAAAGCAGUGACAUUGAUCACGGGAAUCCUGAGGGUGUGUUCUUCGUAUGUAAUGCUUCUUCUCUUCCUUUGGCUGACUUCAGAUGGUUCUUCCAAGAAACAUUAACAUCAAAUUCGACGCUGAUUGAAGGUAAGAAUGAUACAGGCCUUGAGAUACUGAGUCCAGGUUUCAACCAGAGCGGCUGGUACACUUGCGAAGCAUCAAACAAACAUGGAAGGGUGAUGUCUAAACCAGCAAGACUUACGACAUUGAACAUAACAAUGCCAGAUAUUUCCAGUCCUAUGGAACUAACAUUGUUAGAAAUAGAAAAUUCAACGUAUCCUAAUCGAUCUGUCAGAAGUGUAAUUGAAGAGGUGAUAGGAACCGACGAAGAAGUAUUCAACGUGCUUUAUAACCCCAAAGAACAUCCAGGGCAAACAUCAUUCUUUAUAAAGCUACCUUUUACCCUUCAAAAAUUCAAUGUAAAUUCUUUCGAUAUUCUCAAUGCAAGUAGAGAGGAAGCGGCAUACCAAAUGGCCGAGAACAUAGAAAGCCUGCAAGCCAAAGCCCUGGCACUUGAACAUUUGUUUAAACCCGGAGCAGUCUUUGAGCAGGAUGGUGAAGCGAUGGAGGUGGUCAGCUUUACCUUUUAUUUUGAAGGACCAACCUGCCCUCCUUCACAGUAUGCAGAUGAGAAUGGAUACAUUUGUGUUGAAUGCCCGCCGGGAUCGGUUAGAGGUAAUGACCUUCUGCCAGCAGUGUGUGAGAUGUGUCCAAAAGGAACUUACCAACCAGACGCUGGUCAGCUAAACUGCCUCGUAUGUAAAGACGGUCAGAGUAAAACAGAUUUCGGUUCAAGAGACUGCCACCAACAAUACACUGAAGAGCCUGCUGUGUCUACGACAAUCCAUCAACCUACUGUGACUACGACAGUCCAUCAACCUACUGUGACUACGACAGUCCAUCGACCUGCUGUGACAACGACAGUCCAUCAACCUGAUAUCAUAACGACAGUCCAUCAACAUGCUGUGACUACGACUAUACACCAUGUCCCCAAAAAACCAACGGUCGACAGCGUUGUUGGCCCACCGACAGUGGUUAUUGCUGCUGUUGUAUCUCUCGCAUUCAUUUUUAUUUUCGUGGUUACCAUCAUAUUCAUUGUCAUUCAUUUUAAGAAGACAGCCAAGAACAAAGUAAAAUUGGUAUCUGAUAAAAUUCUGGAGCCUAUGAAACGAGAAGAAAAUGUAUACGGACUAGACGGUGUUUUCGCGACAGAUUCCCUAUAGUAGUUAUACAAUAACAAUGUCGCAUUAUUUGUACCUUCGAUACUCAUUUUUUUUUUCUAUACAAUCAUAGAAAUAUUGUAUAUUCGAGUACUACUAAUUAGACAUCAGAAAGUGUAUGUGUUUUCUAUAGAAUCAUAGAAACAUUGUACCGUAUACUCGAGGUGAAAGUAUAUUUUAGCUAAAAUGUCUUGGAGGAACAGAUCAUUACUAAUACUACAGAAUUUUUUAAUUUAAUAAUAAUAAUAAUAAUAAUAAUAAUAAUAAUAAUAAUAAUAAUAAUAAUAAUAAAAAUAAUAGUGUAUUUUCAUAUAGCACACAUAUCCAUCUAAUGUACUCAGGGCGCUUGAUAUGUGGACUAGUAAUUUAGUGUUGUUGCCCCUGAUAUAUAAUAGUUAUAUGCUUCUGUUUGCAUUUAGUACACAUGUCUUUAAAUUAUCUGAACAUACUAUAGUGAAAUGCUAAAUAAGUGUUAGAAUAGUUUCUUUUACCGAGUCACAUUACGAUGAUCGCCAAAUCACCUUGGUUUAUAAAAGAUUACAGUAACUAUUUUUUAGGUUUCCAAAAUUGUUUCUAUUCUAUUCUCUCAUUAUUUUAAUAUUACACAGAAAAAACAACUUCAAAUAAUAUUUAAUAAUAUAUUAUAGGAUAAAGGCCUAUAAUUUUGUAGCACUAAGGUAGUAAAACAUUCUAGUGAAUUAAUACCAAGCAUUAAUAAUAUUCUAUUAGGUAUGUUUUGCUAUGAAAUAUCAGGAACACGUAAGAUGAUAAAAUACACAGAUUGAGGUAAAAACUACACAUGGAUUGGGGCGAGUGCUUGUAUAAAUAAAAUCGCAUCGUUAGUCAUAAACGUGCUGUAAACUGACUCCGUAUUACUGCAUUAUUAAAUAGACUGAUAUUGCUUUUAUUAGUAGAUUCCAUCAA
Molecule: messenger RNA, 8691 nt
Organism: Anneissia japonica
Lineage: Eukaryota; Metazoa; Echinodermata; Crinoidea; Comatulida; Comatulidae
Exons: 21
Coding region: 130-7770 (2546 amino acids)
Molecular function (GO): protein binding; calcium ion binding
Source: RefSeq, a predicted model, not a curated record